GUGGCGCUCCAAGCGUCAGUAUUACAAAAAUAUACUUAACCGAUUAAAGAUAUGAAUAGGUGUAAAAUUAGUUCUAAAUGUCAUGGUUGAGUGUUGACAUCAAGCGCUAGUAGCAGCUGUUUUAUGUAGUCACUUUAUAAAGACUGUAAGCAAGGAUUUCCUCGGACGUGAAAAUGGCCACUGCGAACAAUCUCGAUUACUAUGACUCGGAUGAUCAGGAAGAGGACGACACGGACGCGGAGUACGACAAUUCGCCAUCGCCCAAGACUAAAUCUGGAGAUAGUUGCUGUACAAACAAAUGCCUGUUGAUGUUUGACGACGAGUUUAAGACACGUUUUAAGUCGGAUAUGUCACUGCUGCAAAAAUUUGAAAAGAGCAUUUAUCUGUUCGCGAUGAUCUCCAUCGACAGAAACAAGAUCAACGCCACCAAAAUUAUCAAGUCUUCAAAAUGUUUCCAAUACGCAGUUAAGCAUCACGGAGUGAAUCAAACUGUGUGCAAAAGCGCAUUUGUUAUCCUGCACGACACAACUCCAUCGCUGGUAAGAACAUUGUGUGUGAAGAUGACAGUAGGGCAUAAUACACCAGUCGACGGCCGUGGUAAACAUAGUAAUCGAUUGGCUAUAUCCGACGAAACACAAGUUGCGAUAAAAGAGCAUUUCUUUAGCAUCUUGAAGUCGCCUAAUAUUUUCAAAUGUGCCAAGAAAAAUCUAGGCCAACCUAAUAUUUCUCAGUUGUGGAUUAGUUUUAAACAAAAACACGGUCAUAUAUCCCGUUCAACAUACACAAAAUAUAUUCAAUCAUUAUUAACACCAGAAGUUGUAUCAAGCUUUAUGUGUGCGAACCAAGCAAAACAAAUUUUACAAUACAUAAAUAAAAAUAAAUCACGUUAGGGAUAAAUUUACUAUUAACUAUUUACUGUAUUUUUUAUUUAAGCGAUUAUUAAUUUUUACUAUUUAAGAAGUAUUAAUAAGUAUAAAAUUAAUAUGUAUAUAAAUAUUAAAUAUAUUAUGUACUAAUAUUUGUUAUCAAUGUUCCAAAUAUACAUGUAAAAACUGACAAAUUGAACUAAUAGAAGAUACUUGAAUCUGUCAGGUCAAUUGGAAAUAAAGGUAUAAUUCCAUAGCUGACAAUAGUAUAGCUUAUUAAUAAACAUUUUUUUUUUCAAUA
Molecule: messenger RNA, 1167 nt
Organism: Metopolophium dirhodum (rose-grain aphid)
Lineage: Eukaryota; Metazoa; Arthropoda; Insecta; Hemiptera; Aphididae
Exons: 4
Coding region: 174-890 (238 amino acids)
Source: RefSeq, a predicted model, not a curated record